AGGAAACAGUCAGAAAUGAGAAAAUCGAGAGAAGAACCAACAAAAAACGCUAAAGUCCCGGGGGAGAGCCGGGGAGGGGCGGGGGUGCGGGGAGUGCGGAAGCCUGGGGGUUCCCAAGGGCAGCCGCAUUCCGGAGCUGCACGUGCAGAUCGGCAUUCACCGGCGCCCCGAUCUCGCUGUGAGUCGCACCGCGGAGACCCUGCGCACGCGCACUUUUCCCAGCCACGACUCACGAAACAAUUCCCUCGUGACGCCACAGAGACGCGACGCGACGCAAGGCGGGCUUCCUCCGAGGCCCCACCUCCUGCCGUCCCCUGCCGCUCCCGGGAACCCUUUCGUUUCGGGUUCUCGUUCCCCGGCCGGACCCUUCCACCGGUACACCGAGCGCCCCUUGAGAGCUGCCGCGGCCCCGGGGGCGUCAUGUCUUUCAAUUUCGGGGCUCCCGCGGGCAGCACGGCCACGACCGCCACCCCCGCCGCCCCUACAGGAUUUGGUGGGCUGGAGGCUGCCAACUCCACCAACACUGGGUUUAAUUUUGGGGGUUUCGGAUUAGCUGCUAAUCCUGCAGUGAACUUUAAUAUUGGGAAUUUCGGUGUUUCCACCACCGCCGCGGCCCCCUUCAGUUUUGGUAACCCUCUGGCCAGCGCAGGUACGUUUGGAGGGUUUGGAACCACCACUACAACGUCAGGUUCUGCAUUCAGCUUUUCUGCUCCCACUAACACAGGCACAAGUGGCCUCUUUGGUGCUACUCAGAACAAAGGUUUUGGAUUUGGAACUGGUUUUGGCACAACUACAGGAAGCAGUACUGGUUUGGGAACUGGGCUAGGAUUUGGUACAUUUAAUACACAGCAGAGUCAAAGUAAUUUAGGUGGUCUCUUCAGUCAGCCCACGCAAGCCCCCGUCCAGUCAAACCAGCUGAUCAAUACAGCAAGUGCUCUUUCUGCCCCAACACUACUGGGAGAUGAAAGAGAUGCUAUUUUGGCAAAAUGGAAUCAACUCCAGGCCUUCUGGGGAACAGGCAAGGGAUACUUCAACAAUAACAUUCCACCUGUGGAAUUUACCCAGGAAAAUCCCUUCUGUAGAUUUAAGGCAGUAGGUUAUAGCUGCAUGCCCAACAAUAAGGAUGAAGAUGGACUGGUAGUUUUAAUUUUCAAUAGAAAGGAAGCAGAUAUCCGAAGCCAGCAACAACAGCUAAUAGAAUCAUUCCAUAAAAUUCUGGGAGGAAACCAGACCCUUACUGUUAAUGUGGAAGGUGUGAAAACAUUGCCAGAUGACCAGACAGAAGUUGUCAUAUAUGUUGUUGAACGUUCUCCAAAUGGCACGUCAAGGCGUGUUCCAGCUACGACACUAUAUGCCCAUUUUGAACAGGCAAAUAUAAAAACAUCAUUGCAGCAACUUGGAGUUACCCUUUCUAUGACUAGAACAGAGCUCUCUCCUGCACAGAUCAAGCAGCUUCUUCAGAAUCCUCCUGCUGGUGUUGAUCCAAUUAUCUGGGAACAGGCCAAAGUGGAUAACCCUGACUCUGAAAAGCUGAUUCCUGUGCCAAUGGUGGGUUUCAAAGAACUUCUCCGAAGAUUGAAGGUCCAAGACCAGAUGACUAAGCAGCAUCAGACCAGAUUAGAUAUUAUAUCUGAAGAUAUCAGUGAGUUACAGAAGAAUCAGACGACCACUCUGGCUAAAAUAGCCCAAUACAAGAGGAAACUCAUGGAGCUUUCCCAUAGGACCUUGCAGGUCCUGAUUAAGCAGGAAAUUCAGAGAAAGAGUGGUUAUGCUAUCCAAGCUGACGAAGAGCAGCUCCGAGUACAGCUGGACACAAUUCAAUGUGAACUAAAUGCACCUACACAGUUCAAGGGUCGACUAAAUGAGUUGAUGUCCCAGAUCAGGAUGCAGAAUCACUUUGGAGCUGUGAAAUCUGAGGAACGAUAUUAUGUAGAUGCUGAUCUUCUCCGGGAAAUCAAACAGCAUUUGAAACAACAACAGGAAGGCCUCAGCCACUUGAUUAGCAUCAUAAAAGAUGAUCUGGAGGAUAUAAAAUUGAUAGAACACGGAUUGAAUGAGAACAUCCAUAUCAGAGGAGGAGUCUUCAGUUGACAAUACACAGCCUUCUGUCUUUUGGGUUUAUGGAGCUGUUUAUGGAUCUGUCGCUGUUUCAGAUCUCCCCUGAGGCUGAAAAUGACUUUAUAAAAAAAGGCCCUACCUUAGCUUGGUUUCUGAGAAAGUUAUUGACAAUAAAUUUUGUAGUAGAAUAGCUCACACAACUCUUCAAACUUGAAAGGUUUGUACUUAAAAGCUGUAUUUAUUUUAAAAUGAGGAAAGGUUCCUAAUUAAUUACCAAUAGGAUAUGUACUAUUGCAGCAUUGUUGAAAAAUCAGUGUUUAAAGAUUAUUCUUCAUUGAGCCUUUUACGGUGGCUUUUCCACAGCCAAUAAAAAUAUGAAAACAAGUGAAUUUUGCAGUAUAAAAUAAAUAACUGAAUGAUAACAAGGCUAUUGCAAAUCUGUAUGUUAUAGAGUAAAUGUAUGUCAGUUUUCUAUUUGCAUAUCCAUCUUUGGGAAGAGUGAAGAAAAAUUCCAAGACUCCUUAGUUAUUGUUGUUUUCUUUUGGGAAUUACCAAGGAUUUUACAAGCUAUUUUUAUAUGAUUUUACUUAUUUGCAAAAUGAGCCCAAGUCUUUAGGAAAUUACAAGAAGUGUUUGUCUGUUUUACAACAUUGUCCUCUAUUUUUUUCUUUUUAUUUCUGUAAAAGAUGGAAACUUCUUAUAAAUAAAUUUUUGUUUUGUGAUAACUUUUA
Messenger RNA from Antechinus flavipes (yellow-footed antechinus), 2789 nucleotides. RefSeq names its product nucleoporin 54 (gene NUP54). The coding region runs from base 16 to 2091 and encodes 691 amino acids. Gene Ontology annotation, cellular component: nuclear pore central transport channel; nuclear pore. Gene Ontology annotation, biological process: NLS-bearing protein import into nucleus; nuclear pore organization; protein localization to nuclear inner membrane. The transcript is spliced from 13 exons. Gene Ontology annotation, molecular function: structural constituent of nuclear pore. The record is from RefSeq and is a predicted model, not a curated record. NCBI's taxonomy places the organism in Eukaryota, Metazoa, Chordata, Mammalia, Dasyuromorphia, Dasyuridae.